GGCUGUUGAGGGGAACGUCGGCUGGCUGGUUAAGAUGGCGGCCGCGGGGAGCGGGGAUGAAGAGCGCAGCCUGCGAGAGUGCGAGCAGUAUGUCCACAAACACAACAUCCAGCAGGUCCUCAAGGACUGCAUCGUGCAACUCUGUAUCGCCAGGCCCGAAAAGCCCAUCACCUACCUCAGGGAAUACUUCGAGAAACUCGAGAAAGAGGAGGCCAAACAGAUGCACAAUCAGCAGAAAUCGGGUUCUCGAUCUGACUCGCGUGAGGAUGAAAUCUCUCCCCCGCCACCCAUGAAUCCAGUAAUGAAGGAGCGAGGACGCCGCGGGGCAAUUAGUGCUGAAGUUUACACAGAGGAAGAUGCAGCAUCAUACGUAAGAAAGGUAAUUACUAAGGAUUACAAGACUAUGGCUGCCCUGGCUAAAGCCAUUGAAAAGAAUGUGCUAUUCUCUCAUUUGGAUGACAAUGAAAGAAGUGAUAUUUUUGAUGCAAUGUUUCCUGUCACAUACAUUGCUGGUGAAACAGUCAUACAACAAGGCGAUGAAGGAGAUAAUUUCUAUGUUAUUGAUCAAGGAGAAAUGGAUGUUUAUGUUAACAAUGAAUGGGUGACUAGCAUUGGAGAGGGUGGCAGUUUUGGAGAACUUGCAUUGAUUUAUGGAACCCCAAGAGCUGCAACUGUCAGAGCAAAGACCAAUGUAAAACUAUGGGGUAUUGAUCGAGACAGCUAUAGGAGAAUCUUGAUGGGAAGCACACUGAGAAAAAGAAAGAUGUAUGAAGAGUUCCUCAGUAAGGUCUCCAUAUUAGAGUCACUGGAUAAAUGGGAACGGUUGACUGUGGCUGAUGCAUUGGAACCGGUGCAGUUUGAAGAUGGACAGAAGAUUGUGGUGCAAGGAGAACCUGGCGAUGAAUUUUUCAUUAUUUUAGAGGGUACAGCAGCUGUGUUGCAGCGCAGGUCGGAAAAUGAAGAGUUCAUAGAAGUUGGAAGAUUGGGGCCAUCAGAUUAUUUUGGUGAAAUAGCUCUUCUGAUGAACCGUCCUCGUGCUGCCACAGUGGUAGCACGUGGUCCAUUGAAGUGUGUGAAAUUGGACAGACCGCGAUUUGAACGUGUCCUGGGUCCUUGUUCAGACAUACUUAAACGGAAUAUCCAGCAGUACAACAGCUUUGUAUCGCUGUCUGUCUGAAAUCCUCUUUUUCUCUGCUGCAGCAUCCGCCCGAGCAAACUGCCUCAUGUCUGUCUGAAGUGCCGCUUCCUGUGGCAGACCACCACCAGUCCCACAGCUUCCUGUCCAUCAGAGAAAGCAUUCCCUUUGUAGAAUUUAAUGCCACAUUUGUUUUCUUUUUCACACUGCACCAGCUUCCAACAGUCAAUCCAGCUUUAUUGUAUUUUUAUUUUGCUUGGUCAAAAUUUUUUUGUUUAUUGAAUUUAAAACUCUGCUGCUUUAACUAAAUAGUAUGAUUAAUACCCAGGUGAUCAGCUUUGGUUACGAGCAGAGGAUCUUUGAACCCUUUAGCUUGCUCUGUUUCAAAAUGUUGUAGUGCAUUUAUGUCUUGAAUCAUGUGAAUGUGUGGAAAUUGAACAUCUUGGGUUUAGGCUUGGGUGAGCAGCUUUAAAUUUGAAUUCUUUUUAAACCCUUGGUGUGCAAAUUACCACAAAACAUGCCUCAUAUGGAUAGGACUGAUAAAGUUUAAAUAUGCAUUGGGAAAGCAGCAUUUUCUGUUUGCACCUGGCAUUUACUUGAGGGAGGAAAAUGACUAAAUUCAGAUCUUUUGGACUUGAAGACAACAAAUAGUUGAGCUGUGAGACGAGUAUCCCCAUUUUAAUAUUUUGAAAAUAAUUUGAAAAGCUAUUUAGUUUGAAUUUUUUUUAUUAUUUUACGCCUUGCUUAGUCUUUGCAAUUUUGUGAAAUUAAUAUAUACUCCAUUCACACAUGAGGUUAAACUUAGACCAUUUAAAAAAAAUCCCUCUUAAUUUUGAUCUCAUUUAGUAGUUCUGUGCAGUGCGUGAAUCAGCCAGAUAGUUGCAUGAGAAAGAUUAGUUAUAUACACUAUUUAUGAUUUAUGCAUAUCAAGUUACUACAAAUAAUUAAGCAUCAUUAAAAUUUGCUGAUGUUCUAGUCUGAAGGGUUUUGUUCACAGGUUGGCAUUUUUCUGUAUUGAUCUAACCUUGUGGUUGCAGGAUCUGCUGAAUCGCAGUCAUAGAGAUUUGAACACCUGAUAUUUUAUGCAAUAAGCAAGUUCUAAGCUCAUAUCAGAAUAUUUUAUUGUGAACUAGGAAUUAGUGGAGCUCAUUUUUUAUUAGUCUCCCUCCUGGAAUUGUGGGUGAAUAAUUUGUAGCCAGAAAAUUCCUAGUUCGAGAUGUGCUGAUUGAGUUUGUUUUUUGGUACUUUGUCUAUUCUGAUGGAGAGAUGCAGUCAUUUCAUCUCCAAUAACAAAGAGUAAAAUGGCCAUUCUUCCUGUGAGCUGUGUUUUCUGGUGGCCAUUGUGGAGUUAUAUUGGCUUAAGCCGAGGAAAAUUCUACAGCCUAAAUUGAGUACAGAUCUAUGGUAUUGAAAGCUGUAGGGAGGAAUAAAAAGAACCAGGUAUUUUAGUUUUUUUUUCUACUCUAGACGACAAAUAAAAUAACUUAGUUCCAAAGAUGUGUUUAAAUUCAAGGACAUUAGGUGAAAUACUUGAAUUAUGCCCUUUCUGUUAAUGUGGGAUAGUUGAUUUUGAAUGUCUGUUACUAUUUUCUGAUAGAAUUGGAAAAUCAUUUUCAGUUAAAUUAAUCAGUGAUAGUAGUAGGGCUUACAAAGAAUCCAUAUCUACAAAAAGAUAUUGUAUUGACACAAUACUAUUUUUUGCCAAAUACCCUUUUCUCCCUCUCCCAAAUCAUUUACAUAAGUAACCCCAAUGGUGAAGCUGAGUUAUAGUUACCAUGUCAAGGUAAUGUAUGGAUUUAUUCCCUAGCCAUGUGUUAGAAGCUUUCAAUCUGUUGCUGAGGCAGAGCUAGAGAAGGGGUUGCAAAAUAAAACCUUGUCUAUGAACCAUAUAUAAUUUCAUUCCAAGGACAAAAAAGUAAACAUUCCUUUUAGUAACAAACCAGCGCCAUCACUGGUACUGAUGCAGAUACUCCAUGCACUAGUACUUGACCAGCACAUGACUGUGGGGGGGCGGGGGGAAGCUGGCAUCACUAAAUCUAUUGCAAUCCUGGCCCAGCUUGUAAUAUACGUUGUGUCUUGGUUCUCUAAUAGUAUUGGACAUGAAUAGGUAUUAACUAACUGCCCUGCAUUAGACUAGAUGAUGCAAUAUGAUAACUAUUUAAAUAGCUGAUAAUUAAGUUGGUGCAGUGCUGUUGAGCCCCUAUUAUUUUGCAAUUAAUCAUAGCUGCACUUUCCUACAGCUCUCAGUAGCUGGCGCUGCUGUUCCAUUGUUGGCAUACAUCAGAGCUCAGCCAGUAUUAUGCAAAUGUAUACCCGGACACUGUAGUAAAGACAGAAACCAAAAAAAACUGGAUAAUCCCAACUAGCCAAUAUAUUGGCAUUCUGAAGUGUACUACAACAGCUUUGUCAUAAGGCAUGAAGUGCAUUUUAUUUUGAGGCUUCAAAGAAAAAGAAAGGCGGAAGCUUUGCUGAGUCUUAAUAACCUUUCAGUAUUGCACAGCUUUGUGUUAAAUAUGCAUCCUUUACAUACACACUUUACUAAUUCCACAUAGCAGUAAUUAGAUGAAAUUAUAUUCAUUAUUCUAUAUAGAAUGACUUGGGCUAGGAUUGUAUGGCAAGCCAAAACUAAAUUGUUUGUGAUGUAGGGUUGGGCAUAGGAUACCAGAUAGAUUGUCUGCUAAUAAACUAGAUUUAUAAUGUACUAAAUAUUGCUUUGCCUGAUGAAAACUUGGAAAACCAUUUCAGCUGCCUUUUUAUUUAGCACACAAUACAAACUUUCUUAUGAUACUUGCAGUUUUUUUUGUGUCAAUGCACUUCCCUGUGUAGGUUGAAGAAAGUGCUGGCGUAAAAAUCCAUGACGAAGCUCAGCACUGAAAGUGUAACACUUUCAUGUGGGAAGUGGAGAUGUUAAUUUAAACUUGUUUUUGAUUUGGCAUCAACUGUUUAUUGGGUAACCAUGGUAGCACUAUCAUGGAGCACCAUGUCCAGAUCUUGCAUCUGCUUUCUUCAUUUGCAGCCUUUGGUUUGUGGUGUUUAAUGUCUGCUUACUGUUGAACUGCAGUAUACUCUUCAUAACUAGAGCCAAUUUCCGUUUCAUCAGUGUAAACAUCUUGGAAAUUAAGUUGCGACCAAGCUUAAGUUUUAUUUCUGGGAUGGACAAAAUUAAGCUGGUUUGCUGCUGGAAAGUGUCCUCUCCAGAUACACCAGUCUGUUGGAGAAAUGAACUCUAGUAUUUAUUGGUAAUUGGACAGAUUGUUAGAAAAUCAUUCCAGGAUAUAGUUUACCAGUACCCAAAAUUACUUGUACGAAUGUUAAUCUAGUAUUCCAGUAAUAAACAUUGAUUUUUUUUUAGACCAUUCGCAUAUUUUGGUAAAAACCUGACAGCCCUGGCAACUAACAGAUUGGCUUUGGCUUGUUGCACGUCCUUAAAGUUUUUAUUUACCUAAGUGAUUUUAUUACAAAGCAGCUGAUAUAAAGUUUAUUGAAUAAUCUGAUACAGUUGAAGCUUUAUCUUAUGUGUGCAAUCAGAACUGUAUGUACAAAUGAUCACAGUUUGAUGUAGUUUGCCUUAGCUAUCUUAUGGGAAUUAGACAUUCUCAGCAUCUUACCGACAAAAUAAAAUUGCAAAGUGAAAAUAGUGUGAUAAUAUGUAGAUUAUCUAAGGACCAUUUUUGUAUUGUUCCCAGAUUUACUGUAUGUGCUAAAAAAAAUAAUCCUUUUGUUAUAGUGUCCUAAUGACAGGUCAAGCAAUAAAAAUUAAUUCUUAAAAAGAAAACUGUUUCC
Mobula hypostoma (lesser devil ray) is the source of this 4918-nucleotide messenger RNA. Its product is annotated as cAMP-dependent protein kinase type I-alpha regulatory subunit. Gene Ontology annotation, biological process: regulation of protein phosphorylation. Bases 35 to 1177 code for a protein of 380 amino acids. NCBI's taxonomy places the organism in Eukaryota, Metazoa, Chordata, Chondrichthyes, Myliobatiformes, Myliobatidae. Gene Ontology annotation, cellular component: cAMP-dependent protein kinase complex. The transcript is spliced from 10 exons. The record is from RefSeq and is a predicted model, not a curated record. Gene Ontology annotation, molecular function: cAMP-dependent protein kinase regulator activity.